AUGUGGUGGCUUGACCCGGGAAAAGACAUACUUAACGCACUGUUCAAUCGCAUUCUUGCCCCAUAUGUGGAGAACCUAGACAUGGAGCAAGUGACGUAUGGCAUCGGUGAAGGACAACUAACGCUUGGGCAAUUGCGACUCAAAAAGGGAGUGAUGGACAAGUUUCAACUUCCAGUGGAAAUAAUCGAAGGCCAUCUAGGGACAUUCACAUUGUCUCUUCAUUGGAAGAACCUUGGAAACCAGCCUGUCAAUGUCUUGAUUGAAGACGUAUAUAUUCUUGUUGGGCCAUCAUCAAUGCCGACGAUAGAUCCGAAAGCAGAGGAGCAAAAAGCGCAAGCUGCCAAAGCAGAGCGCCUGCGAAAUGCUGAUUUACUCCAAAUACGUGGGCAGGCGGCCCAAUCUACAGAGACAACUCCCCAGUCUCACGGACUGUGGGCUUCGCUCAUUACUAAAAUCAUCAAUAACCUCCAAGUGACUGUCAAAAAUAUACACGUACGCUAUGAAGACUAUAGUAGUGUUACUGCGCGAAACCCGUUUGCUGUUGGCCUCACAUUAGCUGGAUUUUCAGUAUCCUCGGUUGACCACAACUGGGAGCCUGCAUUCAUAGACAGUACUGCUGGUGUUAUACAUAAGCUGGCUAAUUUGCAAUCAUUGGCUCUAUAUUUUGAUACUGACUGUUUGGAUAAGGCAUUGACAUCCGUUCAAGGGAUUCAAAUAACAUCAUGUUCUAGAAAAAGUCUUUCUCGACACCAGUUUAUACUGAAACCUGUAUCUGGAGAAGGGAGGAUUACAUUGACCCGUAAUGAAGAAAGAAAUACACCCCGUUUUGACGUCCGAUUGUUAUUCGAUGAGAUUGGUGUUACUUUGGACGACGAGCAAUAUCGCACAGUCGUCGCUCUUAUGGAUACAUGUCAAUUUCACUCCCGCCGGCGACGGGUGAGGAGGAUGAAUAUCACUUGUGUAUCUUUAGCUAACGUUUCACAGCACCGCCAAUUCUGGCCAGGCGGCGAGGAGUUGAAUAGACCUAGAGCGCUUCUGCGUUUUGCCAUGAGGACAGUGCUACACAGUAUCCACGAGAAACGGAGAAGGUGGUCAUGGGACUUCUUUGUUGAACGGCGAGAUGAUCGAAAGCGAUAUACGGAACUAUUCGAGAAGAAGCUACGGAAUAACAUUACCCAGUUUGUUCGUGAGUCAAACUGUCUGGAUGUCUUGGAGACUAAGUUGUCCUAUGAGGAUAUUGUGUUUUAUAGGUCCAUAGUCCGAGCCCGUCUGCGUAAGGAUGUGGCGAUUCGUAAAAAGGCUGAAGAAGAUAAAAGAAAGCAGCAGGAUACUACUCAAAGCUGGACAAGUUGGCUGUGGAGCUCGUAUCAGACUGGUCACCAAGCAGGUCUCCCACCAGGCGGAGUCAUUACUGACGAACAACGCCAGCAGCUAUACGACGUGCUUGACUUCGACGAAGAGUCUGCAUUGUCAGAUUCUUCCCAACGUUUUCGCCGUACUGCCAAGAUACAUGUUACAGUCAAGUUGAAGACAGGGUCGUUUGCUUUGAAGAAAGAUCCCAGGGGCUCAUCCCAUGAAUUCGUAUCAAUAUCUUUUGACACUUUCUGUGCUGACUUUAUCCAGAGAUCCGAUAAUUAUGAAGCGUCUUUAUCCUUGGGUGGUUUCAGUAUCUCCGAUGACACUACGAAAGGAACACUUUAUCGACAGAUAGUUCAUGUAGACAACGCAUCUCGUAGUUUAUCUUCGUCACUCGAAGAGCCUCGAGAGCCAUUUUUCUUCAUCAAAUUCGAGAAUAAUCCUCUGGACAAACGGGCCGAUACUGCUCUUACCGUUUGCCUGCAACACAUGGAAAUCAUUUACCACAGGGCUUAUGUCGAAGCCGUGUGGAAGUUCUUCAGACCCCCUCAAAGCCAGUUGGAGUCGGUUGAAGCAUUAUUGAACGCUGCCAGUCAGAAGUUCGAAGGUUUGCGCAGGGAAACAAGGGCCGGUUUAUCAAUUGCAAUACAAGCCCACAAAACAAUACAUCUCGAAGUAAACGUCGACACUCCUAUGAUUAUUAUACCUGAAGAUGUUACUACCACCAAUUGUCAAUUCCUUGUCAUUGACGCAGGUCACAUCUCGAUUCUCAGUGACCCUGCAAACAAGGGUAGAAUACACGGUGUAGACUCCUUAUGCCCCAGUCGAUAUAGCGAGGAUGAACAUAUGCACUCACUGCUGUACGAUAAAACGGCACUUAGCUUGGAAGCUGCCCAGUUUGUCCUUGGUCCAGAUUUACCCGCUUGCCGUGAAGCUUUGGCUUCCGGAUUAGGCGGUCAACUUCACAUUCUCGAACGCACUAAUAUCGAUCUUCUAAUCCUGAACUCCAUCACGCACUCUCUCGAACUUAUUGAUUUCAAGGUUUCGGGAAGGCUUCCGACUCUUCAAGUCAAUUUAUCCGAUGCCAAGUAUCAAUCCAUCUUGCGCAUCCUCGAUUUAUGUUUCCCCAAUCUUGAUGAUCGACUGGAAAAUGAGGAAUUUCAAAGAAAGCAAUCGUCAGCGACACCUCGUGGUUCAAGCCACCUUUUUGGUCAAGUAGAAAAUGAUUAUGACAUCAUGGGCGAGAGUAUCAACGUCAAGAGCUGUACUCGUCAAACCCCACCCUUGCAGACGCAGCAUCUUGAAGGUCGACAGCCCACAUUCGAAUUCAAUUUUAAAGUCGAUUGUCUCUGUACCGUUUUAAAGAGGUCGAGUGAUGGUGGGCACGAGAAGUUGUUAGGGCAACUUUACCUUGAGCACUUCACGUUUUCGUUUUCAACUUCGAAUUUUGACACUGUCGUAAAUAUCUGUUUAAGAUCUUUGGUUAUGAAUCUCGUGCAAUCUGGAUUGGAUCCUUUACGAUUUAUAUCUUCUCAGAACUUGCACACUCCAGUACACGAGGAUCUUCUCAAAAUUUCCUAUAUUCGCUCAACAAGGAAAUCGUCACAGUUCAGCGGAACAUACGAGAACAUAUACCAAGACGUUGACAUCAUAGUCUCCACUUUCUCUUUCAUGGUUGCCCCAGAGCCUGUGCUAUCGCUAUAUGACUUUAUCAUGGCCGGUUUUGUUUCUGCCACAGGUUCGCGGGGAGUGCAUAAUGCGUCGGUAAAUAAUGAGCUUGAUGCGUAUACAAGAGAAGAAAUAUCCCAUUUCGAUGCACAGAUGGCCAAAAAUCACCGAAUUUCCUUGAAAUUCGCAAGUUUAUGGAUUGUGCUUGUUAGUGAAACUGGUACUCUAGCGACAUUAUCGUUGUCCACUGCGGAUGUUAGUAUUCUGACACGAGCAAACACUUUGUCCGUCGUUGGACGUCUAGGAUGCUUGGCGCUCGAGGAUAAUCGCAUGACGGAAGUUGCUCGACCUGAGUUCAAGCAACUGAUGUCAAUUCAAAGUGACAAUUUUGUUGAGAUCCGGUAUCAGACAGUCGAUCCCAUACAAGAUACAUAUGCAGGCAUUAAUUCUUCUAUCCACAUUAGUGCUGGAUCCGUAAAGGUGCACUUCCUAGAGCAACCCAUUCUUGACAUUGGUCGCUUUAUCACCAAACUUGUCGGUCUCAAGGUAUUAUAUGAUACUGCGCGCCAAGCUGCCGCUCAAAAAGCUUUCGAGCUUGAACACAUUCAAUUCGAGAUAUCAAUGCAAUCGCCUAUAGUCGUUUUUCCACUGGAACCGGCCAGAGUCGGAGAUGCCUUCGUGGUAAGGCUCGGCGAAGUCAGUGCGCGAAACUCAUACCAUGAUCAAAUAAACAAGAUAGCAGCCAGUCUGCGCGGUAUCCAGCUUGUAUCUGACUUUGACCACGACGGGUGCCCUUCCAGUAUCAAAAUGGUCGAUGACAUAGACAUCAGCUCAGUGGUUUUGCAACGGAAAAGUACCGCAGAUCGUGGUGGUGGUACAGCGUAUCCUAACUUCGAGGUUGCUGUGGAGGUUUCUGAUGUUGAGCUAUCUCUUGCUCAAGUGGAAUAUCACUCGCUGAUACAAUUAAUGCAAUCGGUGGCUACGGUUCUAACUAAUACACCCCAGGGUAGUGUUAAAUCUGCCUUGGUCAUUCCGAGUAUUGAUGAUAGCUCGUUAACUUCUUAUGCAGGGCCUCACCAUUUUAAACCAGAACUACACGCUAUGCAUGACCCUAAGGUUUUGCACAGGUGGACCAUUAUUGAUUCAGUAGUCACCAUCAAUUCCGUCAGCCUUCAUCUGUUCAAUCGCCGAGUGACCUCGAAUCACAGUCUCAAGCACCAUAACAUCGCGCGUUUUACCCUGAAAAACAACACGGUCAGGUUCAAGCUGGUUUCUGAUAGUGCCGCGGAGGUGCAAGUGGUUUGCAAAGACUUCACUCUGAGCAACACAAUGGUGGAAGGAACGAAAUUCCGGUCCAUUGUAUCGGCUGCGCGCCAUGGUCGUGACCAGCUUGCUCUGAUGUACACAAAACCAAGCUGUUCAAGCGCUUCCCUUGCAGUUAUUACCAUAGACUCUCCUCAAAUCAUCUUUGCCCAGGACCCUUUCUUGGCUUUGCUUGAGUUUUUCAGCAUUACAAGCCCGAGGUCCAAAGUUCCUGCCACUAGAAGCCGUUUGAGCAACGUUAUAGUAGAAAGGCCGCUUGAAUUCCGCAUUGAUCUUCACGAUGUAUCUUUCACUUUUCUGGAAAACCAUCAAGAUCAUAAUUCUCAAGCCAUCAAGAUAAACAUCAGCCAUAUAUCCUUUUCUAUGCAGGGUGUAUUGGCACUAACAAUGAAACAACUUGGCGUGUCUCUAGUGCAGAUGGACGAUGAAGAAAAUGUUGUCCAUGUAUUGGAUGACGUCAAUAUUUCCCUCUCCUAUCAGAGUCGUAUAUCACGCCAACGGCAAACGUCAAGUGCGAACUUGGCAGUUAAUCCAAUAAUCAUUCGUUUAUCUUUUCGUGACGUCAUCUUGAUCAACGCUAUCAUAACAAAAACAAUGAUCAGGUACAAGGAGUUGCAGAUGUCUUUCGACACGAUUCGCGUUAUUUUGACAGGCGAUAUGCUGGAGGAACAUAUCCUUCAUCUGAAGAUCAAGCCAUUUACGUUUUGGAUAAAAGAUUGGUCGAGCAAGAGGCUGCAAACUACUACGACAAUAGUGCCUGAGAUAAAUUAUUGGAACUUGACGAACUCGCACUGGGAACCAUUAAUUGAUCCGUGGGCAUUGACAAUACUGGUAAAUUAUCAAGACAUGCUUUCGAAAAUAAAUUGUAACCCGAAGAAGGUAACUAUAGAUGACACUUUCGGCGGGCUGGACAUUUGUGUAUCUGCACGUGAACGACUAGACGUCAACAUUACUUCUACAUUCGUCGAUCUUGCUGUCACUAAUCUUCGCAUCUGGAGCCAAGAGGGCGAACAAGCCUCCCAACAAGUUCGUGGCAGCCGCACGCCAUAUUGUAUAAGGAAUAGAACAGGUUUGCCCAUUUUAGUAUGGUCAGACAACGACAACAAUCACAGCUUUAACGACUCAAGAGCGGUCACAGUGGCGAGUGACGAGACAGUUCAUUGGAGAUUUGAUGACCGGAAGACUAUGCUAGAGCACGCACUCAGUUCUGGCCACCAAACACAAAACAUCGGGAUUCGAUUUGUGGGUAAGUCUUGGGAGUCGGUUCACGGGGUUCCUGUAAAUAAGGAAGGCUCUUUCACGUUUCUGCUACGCCCUCGGAUGAGUAACCAUGCGGACUGCCUGUUGUGCGCUGUGAAGGUUCAUAACAAUAUAAAAGUUGUUACCUUUCGGUCCACGUAUUUGGUAGAAAACCAGACAUUCUAUCCUUUGGAGGUGAUGUUAGUAGACCAUGACGGUCAACCAGUACACUCCCUCCAAAAAAUUGCUCCCGGUCGCGACUAUCCUUUACCAAUUGAUACUGUUGCGCAAAAUAGAAUAAGGUUGCAGCCAGAUCAAGGAUUUGGUUACAGAUGGUCCCCGUCUAUUAGACUUGAAGAUCUCCUUUUCAAAAAAAGCUUUACUGUCGGCUGUCCUCAUCAUGAUGUACAAGAGGCCCCUUUCAGGUUUCAAGCUUGGGUAGAAGGUGAUACUCAGGUGUCAGGGACACGGAACUCAUUCAUGGCCAGUUUAAAAUUGCGAGCUCCAAUCGAACUGGAAAAUUUGUUGCCAUAUGACCUUCGGUACCGGAUUUACAACAAAAAUACUGACCAAAACUGGACAAGUUAUUUACGAAAAGGCGGCAUAAUGCCAGUCCAUUCCGUGGAGCUGGGGCAUUUGAUUUUGCUGAAUAUUGACUUACAAGAUACCGUCUUCAGUCCCAGUGAAUUUGCAGUCAUCAACACGGACCGCCAUUCUGACUUCGACGUCGAAUCUUUCCUCAUUCUGCGCGAUCAAUGCGAUCGCAAGCUUCAACUUCAGCUGAACUAUGUCCGUUAUCCGGACUCGGGAGGGGCCUUCAAGGUCCAGAUAUAUAGUGCCUUUGUAGUAGUGAACAAGACGAACUUACCAUUUGGUGUGAAGUCCGCUCGCUUAGGCAAGUUACCUAACUGGCAAGAUGUUGCUGGAGAUAGUAGACCAGUGUUGUCUCAUACUCUGGAUCGUAGUCAAACAUUUGCCUUCAAAAUAGGUGAUUCUGGUUGGUCUAAUGUUUUCAGUUUCGAUGCUCCUGCAGCGGAAACGGAGCUUGUUAUGCCAUCUGAGAAGCAAAAAUCAGAAAUGUUUCACUUCGGAUUAGCAUGGACUGAAGGCCUUGGCAAAUACAAGUUGACUAAAGUGAUCACCCUACUUCCUAGGUUUAUAGUCAUAAAUAAUCUGGAUGGCCCAAUAUGUCUUCGCGAGCAUGGAGCAGAUCCCAAAGGACGUGCCAUCAUUGUCGCUGGUGAUCAUCUUCCCUUGCAUGUCAUGCAAGCCAAUCGAGGCAUGCUGCUGACUAUAGCGUUUCCUGGCUUAAACUCCCAAUGGUCUCCGCCUAUAAAUAUUGAAGAUAUAGGUCCUGUCCACUUUCGACUUCAAAGUUCUAUGGCCGACAGAACCCUAGAAGUCAUCAAGGCUGACGUCCGAAUCAAAGGUUCUACUAUAUCUAUCGCCUAUUCUCGCGCUGAAGAAUGGCCAUUUAUAAUUGAGAAUUAUAGUGACUACAGCAUUUUACUGUGGCAAAUGAAUCAAAGCCAAUCAGAAUCUUCAUAUAAACCCGGCGGGUCAUACGUGCUAGAGCCAAAUACCAACUUGGAAUAUGCUUGGGAUUACCCUGCUUCGUGCGGGAAAAGGAUUGUCCUAAGCAUCAACGAUGCACGUCAUAUUGUGGAUAUCAUGGAAAUAGGCGUUCUCGUACCUUUCAGAUUCUCUGAUCGUCAGCGUUUGAAAGCAGUAUCGUUGGACGUUCGUGCUGAUGGCGACAAGCAGAUCCUACGCGUCACUAACUACAUGGCAGAACAUAGCCUAUACAAACCAAAAAGCCCCACGGACGGAUCUAUGUCACCGGCUUGUGCAUCUACAAGUAAUGUUGAGUCAUUCGAGGCCGUGGCUGAAGAGAUCCCUCCAUCUUUGACCUUGGCCAUUGAUCUGGCAGGCAUUGGUUUGUCCAUGAUCAACCGCAAGAUGAUCGAAGUGCUUUACAUUACGAUGCAUAAAUUGAAGCUUGAAUACAGUAAUAGUCGCGUCCUUCAAGCUAUCAAUCUGUCAUGUCGAGAUAUUCAAGUCGACAAUCAAUUGCAUGAUGCCCUUUAUCCCGUGGUCCUUCAACCCAGCCUUGUUGCGGAGGAGACCGGGGGACUCUUGCCCACUAUUCAAGGGUCUGUUAUAUGGCUGAAGGAUCGGGAACACGGAGUGCUUUUCAUCAAAUACUGUUCUAUCUUGAUUCAGGCGGUGACGAUUGAAGCAGAUGAAGAUUUAUUAUUUGCGAUCUUGGACUUGGCGCAGGUUAAUGAGGUGUCAUGGGAAGAAGAAAUAGAGGACGUUCUGAUUGCAGAUACAGGAUAUUUUCCGGAGCCUCAGGAGAUCCAGUCACGUCAAUAUCUGUAUUUCGAGAUCCUAGAGCUCCAACCAGUGCAGCUGUCCUUGUCAUUCAUGCGUACGGAGAGAAUCAACAGUAGAGAAAAGUUACGCAUUCGAAAUCCGCUUGCCGUUAUGAUAAAUGCAUUGACAAUGGCAUUGGGUAACAUUAAUGAUGCUCCUCUCGAGUUGAAUGCUCUUGUCAUCAGAGACAUGCGGCUAACGUUACCAGAACUUCAAGGUCGCAUAAUAUACCACUACAGACAAGACGUCCUUCGUCAAUUCUAUCGAAUUCUUGGCUCUGCUGAUUUUAUCGGGAACCCAGUGGGACUUUUUACCAACGUCAGCUCUGGGGUUGCAGAUAUAUUUUAUGCGCCUUACCAUGGUGUUGUACAUGGCAACAAAGAGUUUGGUAUAGGAAUCGCUAAAGGAGCUGCUAGCUUUGUGAAGAAAACUGUUUUUGGUUUGUCGGAUAGUAUAACAAAGUUUACCAGUAGUAUGGGGAAGGGUCUUUCUGCCGCAACCUUUGAUUCCGAGUAUCAAGCUCGCCGUCGGACAACACAGAGACGGAACAAACCCCGUCAUGCAAUCUAUGGUGUUACUGCUGGCGGAGAGGCUCUAGCGAGUAGUAUUAUGAGUGCAAUGGAGGGGAUUGUCACGAAACCUGUACAGGGUGCCGAAUCUGAGGGAGCCUUGGGGUUCUUCAAGGGUGUAGGAAAAGGAAUAGUAGGCGUUGUCACAAAACCAGCAGUUGGAGUUUUUGAUUUAGCGUCGAAUGUGUCUGAAGGUAUACGAAAUACUACUACUGUGUUCGAUGUCCCUGGUCGAGACCGCGUGCGGCCGCCUCGACAUGCUCCAGUAGACGGUGUCAUGGUACCUUACUCUGCUCGUGAAGCCUUAGGCCAAUACUGGAUGAGAGAUCUCAAAGAUGGCGCGUAUCGGCAUGAUACGUAUAUAGCUCAUAUUGACUCCCAAGAUGGUGAUAAUGUUGUACUUCUGACUGCUUCGGCUUUGUUGUCAUUUCGGUCCAGAAAAUUACGGCUCGAUUGGGAACUACCCUUUAGCAUGGUACAAGGGGUCACCGCGGAAGACACAGGGAUUCUAUUUAGCCACAAAGCAGGUAAAUCCCGGGACAAAUUUGUCUUCAUCUCAGAUAAACAGGUGCAACUAUGGUUCUUUGAUGAAAUCGCUUCUGUAGUUAGGGUAUUCAAUGGCCGGCGACGAACGGAAGCCGGAUUGGUUUAAAAUUCUAAAGCAAACUGUAGAGAAGUGGUUUCUUUUGACAUUGAUGUUUCGAUAUUUGUUAGUGGGACUAUAGUUCCUGGACCCUUGGUGAUCAUCGCAUACGUCAGGCUGAUCCGUUUCUUCUAUAAUACUCAAUCCUUCGUAAACUGAAGAGCUACACUGCCGGAGCAUUGCCUGAUGGGCACGAGCAGUCUAGAGUGUAAUAAGUCCAUAGUAAUAUCAUAGUUUUACCACAGUUGA
Messenger RNA from Serpula lacrymans var. lacrymans S7.9, 9423 nucleotides. RefSeq lists its product as uncharacterized. The coding region runs from base 1 to 9183 and encodes 3060 amino acids. Gene Ontology annotation, cellular component: extrinsic component of membrane. The record is from RefSeq and is a predicted model, not a curated record. NCBI's taxonomy places the organism in Eukaryota, Fungi, Basidiomycota, Agaricomycetes, Boletales, Serpulaceae. Gene Ontology annotation, biological process: mitochondrion organization; late endosome to vacuole transport; protein targeting to vacuole. The transcript has 43 exons.